GGUCGUUUUUGUUAAUGGUCUUCAUGGAUUCUCCCAACGUCAAUAAUAAGCAGAUCUGGCCAUUAGUGGGUGUUAAUUCAGACGACGAAGCAUUUUGGGAUGAUAAAGAUUUAAUUGCUGAAUAUGAUAGAAUUGAAUCUCUUGUUCAGGAUAAAUUAACAAGAGAACUGGAUAAAAAUGCAAAACGCAAGUCCUCUGGCAUCAGUGGCAGUUUCCAUAAAAAUUUAAAUAAACAUUCAUCCAGUACGUGUAGUACCUCGAAGGUGCACCAUACCAAAGUUGUUCAUGGAGAAAAUACCGGCUUAGUGAAUAUUCAGCCACCCAUUGUCAACAGCAAUCCAGUUUGUGAUUUCCAGUGGAUUCCGCCGUGUUUAAAUCCUCCACCUCAAUUAUUUUCUCAUUUGGCUUCAUCAAGGAACAGUCAUCUUCCUAGUGACGUGCGACCUUCCGUUUCUCCUCAAUCAGUUUUUAAUAGAACGGAAAGUGGCCUAUCAACUAUUGAACCUAUACUACGCUCUUGGUAUGAAGCAGGUUACAAACUUGGUCGUUCACAUGCUAUGAAGUUGAAGUCAGCGUCAUCUGUACCUGCUGCAAAUUCCAAUUAAGAUUGUUUUAAACUGGACAUGUACUGCUUCACGUAUUUUCGCACAAUACUUCAGAUUAUUAAUAAAAUCAUUAUUUUUAUUUGUAUCAAGUGAUAAUUGUUAGUCGGAGUUGAGUAAAUUCCGUUACAAGGUCUCUGGAUCAUAAACUUCUUGAUUUAUCUUUUUGUUCAGUAUAAUGCUUGAAGUGAUAAAAAUUGGUUUUGGCUAGUUGGUGGUCACCUACUUUUCUCUUCUUGUUUGAACUUUUA
Molecule: messenger RNA, 853 nt
Organism: Schistosoma spindalis
Lineage: Eukaryota; Metazoa; Platyhelminthes; Trematoda; Strigeidida; Schistosomatidae
Source: the annotation of a GenBank genome assembly